UUUCCAACAACAUAACAUCACUCUAUCUGUGAUCCUUUUAAUUACUCCCUCAAAUUAUCUCUUUCAUUUCUACUUUAUUUUCUUUUGUUUUUUCUCCUAUAAAUACACCCUCACACCCCCAUCAUCCACACUCACAUUCAUAACCCACCACCUAACAUUCAACCACAACAUAACAACAUCAACAACAACCAAAACAAAAAAAUAAUACCUUUUUUCCUCUGUUAUCUCUCAAAACCAAAAAACAGAACAUACUUAAAAAUGAGGAUGACAACUACCUUACACGCCACCCUAACCCCGGAGAAGACCUCAUCAUUUUCCAUUGCCCCGGGAGCGACAACGGUGACUCCAAGAUCACCUUGGCACUCGCCGGUUCCUUACCUAUUCGGAGGACUAGCGGCGAUGCUCGGCCUCAUAGCCUUUGCUCUCUUUAUAUUGGCUUGCUCUUAUUGGAGAUUGUCUAGAGAUAAUGAUCCUCAACAACAAAGCAAUGAAGGAGGAGAUUUGGAGAGUGGUGAGAAAGGUGAAGGUGUUAGUAAGAUAAAUGGUGCUCCUGUUUUUGAAGAAAAGAUUGUUGUUAUUAUGGCUGGCAAUGAUAAGCCUACUUUCUUGGCUACCCCUGCUUUAAUGCUCAUGUCUAAGAGUAAUUCUAAUGAUGAUCAUCAUCUUAAUAAGGUUGGUAAUAAUAAUGUUAUUGCUAAUGAUGAGAGUACUAGUGUUGGAAAUGAUGAUGAUGAUGAUGAGAAGCCUAAAGAAGAUGAAACCUCUCACCCACAUGAUUAAUAAUAAGUUCAUUACACACAAAAAAAAAAAAACGUACCUUUUUUUUGUGACACGGGUGAGGGUUCUCUCUAGUUACUAGAUCAUCGAGUUAUUAGAUUUCGAGAGUGGAAAAGGAGAAGGAGAAUAUGUGUACCAAAUUAUUAAUCCUCCUCCAAAUCGCCGAUUACUGAAGUAUCUGGUAACUUGAGUCGAAUCCAACCCAUCAAUUUUGAAGUUAGUUAGAUAAUGACCCAUAUGGAUAUAUUUUUGUCCUUUACAAUCUUGGUUUCCUUUUAUUUUUUUGGUUGCCUUCUACUUCGUAAAUGGUAGAGUUUUGGUUUAAUCUUGCGAGAGAUGUAUACAAGAGGAGAGACUAUCAUCAACUCCAUUAUGUAAUAUUUCAUGUCUCAGUUGAUAUGGAAUUAUAUCUUCAUUAAUUACUUAAAAUGACUUGUUCUGUUCUUGAUUUUCUAACU
Molecule: messenger RNA, 1235 nt
Organism: Chenopodium quinoa (quinoa)
Lineage: Eukaryota; Viridiplantae; Streptophyta; Magnoliopsida; Caryophyllales; Amaranthaceae
Product: protein GLUTAMINE DUMPER 2-like
Exons: 1
Coding region: 259-780 (173 amino acids)
Biological process (GO): regulation of amino acid export
Source: RefSeq, a predicted model, not a curated record